AUGCUUACGAGAGACGUCACGGCAUUCGUUACUUGGCAAACGGGCGACUUAAGGCGAAGCCUUUUCCACUCAUUUCGGCAUAAAUUCCUUCUCGAGCACCUGGUAAAUGCAAGUGAGUUGCAGGUUUACUAUCUUCCAUUCCUGGUGAUGUACAACGGAAGCUCAGUUCCUUCAAUCCUCGGUUCGCUGUAUUGGUUUCGCAAAAUAUUUCUGAUGGAGCGCGUACAGCUUGUGCAUGGCCAUUCUACGUUUUCGACGAUGGCGCACGAGGCGAUGAUCCAUGCCUGGUGCCUGGGUCUGCGUACAACUUUCACCGAUCAUUCGCUGUUCGGUUUCGCUGAUGCGUCGGCAAUUCUCACGAACCGAUUGGUGCUGCAGUAUUCGCUGGUGAACGUAGACAGAGUGAUCUGUGUUUCCUAUACAAGCAAGGAGAACACAGUGCUGCGCAGUGGCGUUCCAGCGGGCAAGGUUGCUGUCAUUCCAAAUGCCAUUGACAGUGACCUGUUCGUGCCCGAUCGCUUUCUCUUCUACAAUAAUCCCACAACAAUAAUUGUUCUUUCAAGACUGGUCUAUCGCAAGGCAAGUUUGUUCGUUCUAACAUUCUGCUUCAUUUUGUUACCGGCGGUAAUCCUUCACUGA
Gongylonema pulchrum is the source of this 639-nucleotide messenger RNA. The record is from the annotation of a GenBank genome assembly. NCBI's taxonomy places the organism in Eukaryota, Metazoa, Nematoda, Chromadorea, Rhabditida, Gongylonematidae.